AUGCUCAUUCAGCGAAUCCACGUGGCGUGUCGCCUAUUCUCCACAGCGUCCACUUCGGCUAGUUUUGAAAAAACGCCCACCCAACCGCUCACAAAAUGCCUUCAAUUGGCUGUGAUCGGCGCGCCGAACGUCGGAAAAUCGCUGCUCACCAACUCGUUAGUCAGAUGUCCACUAUCCGCGGUUAGCAGUAAAAUGGACACGACCACAAGGAACAUCUCCGCGUCGAUCUGCACAGACAGUACCCAACUGGUGUUCACCGAUUCUCCAGGAGCCGUCAGCACCUCGCACGUUCGUCAGACAAUGAAAGGGACCAGCGCGACGAGCGGUGAUCGUGUACUUCAAGAUCCCGAACGAGCACUUCAGAGGGCUCAACACAUCCUGGUGGUUCAGGAUUCGACGGCGCCCGGAGCCUACAUUCAUCAUCGAGUACUUCAUAUGCUGCAUAGAUAUUCUCAUGUGCCGAGCACUCUUGUCAUGAAUAAAAUUGAUUUGGUGAUGCGGAGGACGGAUUUGUUACCGUUGGUUGAGAUCCUAACCAAUGGCCAACUCGCUAAUAAUCAACAAAUCACGACUAAACCCGCUCAAAUCGGUCGUCUCGGAACAUCCCUCUCCUCGUCGUCACCCAAUUCGUCCCACCAACCAACAGACGAUAAAUGGAAGGCACAGUUUCGAGAGCUCAUCCAAAAACCCACCUGGAAAUGUAGCUACAACGAUACUCGUGCGCUUUUUCGAACGAUUUGUGGAUGGUCGGGAUUCGAACGAGUGUUUUUUGUGAGCUCGUUGAGUGGAGAGGGAAUCGACGAGUUGCGGACUCAUUUGAUGAAUAUCUCGCCGGAUGGAGAGUGGAAAAUGGAUCAGGGAAUGCCGACGGGAGAGAGUGCCCAACAACUAUGCAUCGACUCGAUUCGUGCCGCAGUCCUCGACACAACGCCUUCUAACGUGGCAUACUCGGUACAAGUACGAAUUUCCGAAUGGGAAGAGCAAGGAGAGGUUCUUCAAAUCGUCGGAGAGAUCCGAUGCCAGAAGCCACGCGACGGAUCAUUGGUAAUUGGAAAAGGAGGAAAACGGAUUUCGGAAAUCGGACGAAGAGUCAAUGAACACCUUCAUUCUCUGUUUCAGCGGCAGCUCUAUGCCAGACUCAUUGUUACUUGUAAUGGAAAAUUGAUUACUCAGGAGAAAUAG
Molecule: messenger RNA, 1182 nt
Organism: Caenorhabditis briggsae
Lineage: Eukaryota; Metazoa; Nematoda; Chromadorea; Rhabditida; Rhabditidae
Exons: 5
Coding region: 1-1182 (393 amino acids)
Biological process (GO): ribosomal small subunit assembly
Cellular component (GO): mitochondrial matrix
Molecular function (GO): GTP binding; rRNA binding; ribosomal small subunit binding
Source: RefSeq, a predicted model, not a curated record